GCCAAAGGGUGGAGCCAAGCCCCAAGCUUCAGGAGGCCUGGCAGAUCUGAUCUGCGCUUGCGCUUGUGUGGGAGUAGACUCUGACAUCGCCCCGUCACCAAGGUAACACUGACUCGCGGGAGCCUGCCAUGAUCUCAGGAACUGGAGGAAGCUGGGGUCGUCCCCCAACACAGACUGCAGCCCCACCGGUGAGGGCUGAGCUGGGGAGCAGAGACUGCUUCUGUCAGGGAGUCCUAGAGCCUUGGGUGACUAUCCUGCAGCCCCUCUCCUGGGCCGUCCCCCCACCACCCCAGCAGCCAGGCCGCAUGAAGGAAGACCUGCUGGAGCUGAUGAUGCUGCAGAACGCGCAGAUGCACCAACUGUUGCUGGGCGGCCUGGUGGCCUCAUCAUUCAGCCCAGGGCUGGCGCCCCCCUGGCCUCAGGUCUACCUGGAGGGCCAGGAGGAGAAUGAGGCGGAGGAGCUGCUGGAGGCCCAGGAGGAAGGGCCCCUGGUGUUCCACCACCACUACGUGCCCUGCCCGCUGCCCACUCUGGGCGCCCUACCACCCUGGCCGGCCUCUUUCCUGCCCCCUCCCCCACACCAGCCCCACGUGCAGGACAUGACCAGGACUCAGCCCUGCCCUCCUGCCUUUGGGAAAAGGGGCGCGAGAGCUGUGCCCCCACCCCCACCACCCAGUGCCACAGGGACUGUGGGUGCAGAUGUACCUCCAGCUUCAGACUACUAUGAUGCCGAGAGCUUACCCUGAGGACCGGGCUGGCUUCACUGCAGGCUGGAGACAGCCCCACGUGCCCUCUAGUCCCUGCUGACUCUACACCCGUGCCUGGCAGCCCUUCCGCCCCGCCAGCCCCCGCCAGCCCCACCCACUCCCCAGCCCCAGUGAAUGAGCCCCUCGCACUGGCCUGCUCUGCUCUGGAGCAGGAGCCCGCAGAGCACCGCCCAGGCCCGAGGCCCGUGAGCGCCCGCUCUGCCCACUGUUUCCUGCCUGGGCAGGGGGAGGCCUGGGCACCAGGGCCACCCUCCCCGCCCCUCUCUCCCCUGUCUCUGGCAUGGCCAGGGCUGUGGGGUCUCCGUUGGGCCUCCGUUUGCUCUGAAGGCCCAGAGUGAUGGAGAGGCCUGGCUGGGAGGGUCCUGGAGCUGAGCCGGGUCCCUCAGGCCCCUCAACCCAGGAAGCUGACUCCAUUGGCAGAAAGGAGAAGUCAGGGCUGUGUCCUGCUCAGACCAGGUGGGGCUGAAGUCCCGGAAGGGUGAUGUGGGAACAGGGUCUCUCUGCCCUGCCAAGCCGGGGCGUGUCCCCCUCCUUCCUCCAGGAGGGAUUAGGCACUCAGGGCCCCACAAAGGCGGGGUCUGGUUCCCCAGCUGCUCAGCAUCGGGGUACCCCAGGGCCUGGGCCCUGGGAGGGGGGGAGGGAGAGAAGUCCAGGCCCAGCAGGUCCCCUUCCUGGCCCGUGAGUGUUGCCUCAGGAGGACAGUGCGGCUCGGGGCUAAGUCCAGGGGUUUGUAUUUGAGCUAGAAAGUGAGUCCCCAGAGUCCUCUGCUGCUUGUCGCCAUCCUUCAGCCGGAGCUGGACCACAGCCCAGGAGCCACGGUCCAGUUCCGUGGGCGCUGCGCUCACACAGGACGUGCCUGGUGGGACCCCCGCAGGUUCCUCCAGGCAUCUUGCACCCAGUAGUUGCCUGUCCGGCUCUGGCGCCACUGCUGGCCACAGACAAAGCACAGCACGACGGCUGUCACAAACAAGAUGAGCAGCAAGGACACCACGAUGAUGACGACCAGCAGGUUGUCCUGUGGGGGCUCUGGGGAGAGAGGGGCAGUGGUCUCAGAAGCCCUGUGCUUCCCGGUCCAGGGUACCCACACCCCUGUCCACUCUGCAGUCGCCCUGCGGCGCAGGCAAGGGCGGGCGGCAUCUGCCCCAAAGACCGAGAGGAAGGGGCCUCCUGUCCAGGCCGGCAGCCCGGCCUCUGCGUCGUGAGGCAGGUGUCCCCCUGCACCUGGCCUGGGGCGGGCGUCGCUCACACCUGCCCCGGAAGGCGCAUGGCCCAGGCCCAGCCUCCGCCCUGGCGCGAGGACCACGCGUCCGCUCGAGGCAGCUUCGGGGCAGUCAGGCCAAACCCCCCCUUGCGGAGAAAGGCCGAGGCCAGAGAGGAGGCUGACUCCUGCCGGUCACCGCUCAUGGCCAAGCAACUAGUUGGUGUCCAAGCCGGGAACUGGGAAAGAGCUGCCCGGAAGAGGGGACCCCCGAGUUGGCAGAGUGGGGCUCAGGGGCUGAAUCCCAGUGCCCUCUCCUUCCCUCCUCGACGCAAGGGCGCCCCUCACCAUAGACCUCAAGCUCCUGGGACGCCCAGCCGCUGUGCGGGAGGCCCCAGCCUGGGGACAGCACGUCCAGCUCCGCCCGGCAGGAGAAGGUGUGGGAGCCUGCUUGCUCGGGAGCCGUGGAGUUGUGUGUGACCACGGCCUCCUGGGGGUCUGUUGAUUCUUCCUCAAAGGUCUGGUUGUGCAGGGGCUUCUCACCAUGGAACAGGGUGAGGGUGAGGCUCUUGAGGGGUGCCACCGCCUGCACCCUGCACUCAGCGGUGAAGGAGCUGCCCACGGCCACCCGGGUGGGCUGCAACGUCAGCAGCACUAGCUUGAGGGGGUCUGCAGGAAAGAGCGUGCUCUGGUCAGAAAGGUGCAGGCCCAGCAGGCCCACAGAUUUCUGUUAAUGGAACCUUUGAUGGGUUAAAAAAAAUUUCAAACAGGGCCUCCCCUGUGGCGCAGCAGUUGAGUGCUGGGCUGUGAAGCUGCCCGCAGCCUCCACAGUGCCAGUUCGAUCCCCGGCUACCGGCGAGGGUCCCACAUGGUGUGCAGACCUCUCCUGCCGCCCACUGCUCCCCUCAGCAGUGUACUUCUUUGUCAGCCUGUCUGUUCUGUUCCCCGCUCUGGCUCUGGUGAAUUCUCUCACCCUCCGGCGCUUCUGACUGUACCCAGUGCUUGUAUAAAUAAAUGAAUAAAUCUUAAAAAAAAGAGAAAUUUUAAAAAACAAACAAACAAACAAAAAAAUUUCCUACAAAGGACUGAAUAGACCUGGAAAUACAUUUGAUUUUUACUAAGUUUUCUUUGACUUAAUACCGGUAAAUUUUUUUUUUUUUUGUAUUUUGUUCUGAAUCCACAAAAUUUCCUUGUUUUGACUGACCAGGACCUGCAGCAAUGUUAAAUUGCUAACUUGUGUUUGCAUUUUCUUUCCCCUUGAUACCAACACAGCAUGAAAAUAGUGGUAGUAAUUUUUACUACUCAUGUCAGUGUCUAUUUUUGCAUAACUUCCAUAGGGAUUUUGUCUGCUUAAAACAUAAACAAUUGCAGAUGAGUUUUAUUGUGUGGAUUUCAAUGUUCUCCCAGGAAGCUGAAAUAGAGCUGAACCAAGAAGAGGAGAACCUGCUGCUUUGUUUGUAGGGUUCCAGAGACUUCCAAAGAAGGUGAGGAAGCUGCCUCCAUGGGCAGGACUGGACAACCCAGACAAAGAAAAAGCCCUGGUACCCUCGAGAAGAGGAAGCCCAGGUGGAGUCUGGUGAGACCAACUUUGUUCAUGAAGCCUGCGUGGCCCGGAUGUCAAGAGUUUGCUCUGAUCCUGUAUGGAGUGUUCCAACAGAGCCAGCUACAAUUGCUGUUUAGUUAUUCUGCCCUAUGAUUUUAUACAAAAAUAGGUAAUAUGGUUUCAAAGUAGAUUGAGUUUCCAAACUUUUGCUAUGCUGUUGAAAUAAUUAGGGAUCAAGGUUGAAAGAACUUGUUUUUGUUUUUUUUUUACAUAAGUUCAACUAAUUUUAAGAUUUUUUUUCUGUUAUUUUGAUAUAUUGGCUGUCUUGUUUUGGCUAAUGCCUCCAGAUUUUUUUUUUUUUUUUGCUUUUGGCUUGGAUAAAGGACUAUUUUCCAAAAUGUAAAGCUGUCAUACUGGACAUUCAUGGACAAGGCUGCUGCUAAUUGUUGCUUCUCUUACAUACACUGUAACCCUGAAAAAAGACUGUCUCCUAAGACUACACGCUGAGAUCUGUGCCACAUAGAUACGGUGGAAUAAAAAUUAAAAGGGGGGAUUGGAACAGGGAGGUCCCAGGAAAGGGGGAGGUUCCAGAUUUCCUGCCCCACCCAAAAGGAGGGUGGAGCUGAGCAGGGAGAGAAGAAGCUGCAGAGGAGCCUGGGGAAGGAAGGGAGCAGGAUGGAGCCAGAGGAGACCUGGAGGAGGCACAUGGAGCACAUGGAGCCGAGAGACUCAUGAAGAAACUGCUCUUGCCAUUUGGUCGUGGACGGGGUGACACAGACGUGGGUGAGAGACGUGUGGGAGGUGACAAUGGCCGUUUUUGUCUUGAUUAUGAUUAUUUUCUUUUCCUUCCAGACUUGUCUGGUGGUUUCUGAUUCUUCUCUGUGGGUCCCCACUGGAAGGUGCUUUAGACUGAGGCAGGCUUUGGGGCCUUGCUCUGGGCCAAUCCUGCUUGGGUGGACUUUUACCCAUGAGGGGACGGGUCACUUUGGGUGCUUGAUUUAGAAACUAGAUUCUUUGCCUUUCCAGUAUUGUUUCCUAACUGUAUUAAAGUUCCUUCCCAUUAAAGUCUCCUAUGUUUUGUGUUGAUGCCGCGGAUGGCAGAACCCAUUUAGAGUAGGCAGCAGUUGUGCGGGGUCUGGGCUGCCCCUCUCCCUGCCCUGGAACACCCUCGCCUUCCCUCCCCCACGCGAGGGCGCCACUCACCAUAGACCUCAAGCACCUGAGACGCCCAGACACUGCGCGGGAGGCCCCCACCCAGGGACUGCAGGUCCAGCUCCGCCCGGCAGGAGAAGUUGUGGGAGCCUCCUUGCUUGGGAGCCGUGGAGUUAUGUGUGACCACGGCCUCCUGGGGGUCUGUUGUUUCUUCCCCGAAGGUCUGGCUGUGCAGGAGAUUCUCACCACGGAACAGGGUGAGGGUGAGGCUCUUGAGGGGUGCCACCUCUGGCACCCUGCACUCAAUGGUGAAGGAUCUGCCCACGGCCACUCGGGUGGGCGGCAACGUCAGCAGCACUUGCUUGGGGGGGUCUGCAGGAAAGAGGAGCAUGCUCUGGUCAGAAAGGUGCAGUCCCAGCAGGCCCACCUGGCCAGGACCACCCUGGUGUCCCCCACCUGGGCUCCCAGGUCCCGGCUGGACUUGUGGGGGAGGAGGUGGGCUGGGGCCUGGCCUGCUGUAGAGCAGGGAGAGAGGAAGAGGGAAGCAGCUUGGGGUGAAGGACGUACUGGGUGGAAAUUUUAUGAAUGGAUGGAUUCUGGGCUGGGCAAGAUUGAAGGUGGUCAGUUGUCCACAAAGAAGGCCUAGAAACUGUAUGGCCAACCGGGAAUAUGAAAGUUUGGGUCUGUCGCCUUGCUCUCCAGAAAUUAAAUCAAAUUUCAUAAAUUAACCAGUUGGGAGCCUCCGGGUAGUCUAGGGGUUAAGUCUCAGCGUUAUCAUU
Messenger RNA from Talpa occidentalis (Iberian mole), 5439 nucleotides. RefSeq names its product proline rich 29 (gene PRR29). Lineage: Eukaryota; Metazoa; Chordata; Mammalia; Eulipotyphla; Talpidae. The record is from RefSeq and is a predicted model, not a curated record. The coding region runs from base 129 to 746 and encodes 205 amino acids. The transcript has 6 exons.